This is a messenger RNA of Dentiscutata erythropus, 1434 nucleotides long. The record is from the annotation of a GenBank genome assembly. Lineage: Eukaryota; Fungi; Glomeromycota; Glomeromycetes; Diversisporales; Gigasporaceae.
AUGUCCAAUGAUGAUAAAGAAAUAAACAGCCCUAAAGAACAAAAUAAUUCUUCGAGACUAUUAAAGGAAAUUAAAGAUGAUGUGAAUGAAAUUAUAGAUCCCGUAAUAAACGUAACUGAUGCAAUUUGUGAUGUAUUUAAUCUUACAUCAACUGUAGCAGUUCCGUUUUCGAGAUUUUUACCAAUAGUAGAUGAUGUAGUAAAAAUAUUUGAAGAAAUUGCAAAAUUAUAUCAAUCAGCUGAGCAUAAUAGACGUAUAUGUGGUACUUUAUUUGAUAGAGUUAUAGCAGCUGAAGCAGCAAUUCGUACUUUGAAAAUUCGUAGAGAUGAACAUAAAGAAUUUUUUAAUCAACAAAAUUUUGUCAUUAUGCAAAAAUUUCUAAGGAAUAUUGAAAAUAUUAAAAAAUUUAUUAAUGAUGUCUCACAAUUAAAAGGAUUAUCGAAAUAUAUCCAAGCAAAAUCAAUUGAGACUACUUUUCAUGAAUUGACUGAAGAAUUUGAUAGAUUUGUUUCUAUUUUGAAUUUAACCAUCACCAUUGAUACCAGAGGUCGUGCUCAAAAAGAUAAAGAAAUCUUGAAACAAGAUAUUGAAGAUCUUAAUAAGUAUUUAGAAGAGAUUGGUGCAGGUCUUACCGAUGUAAAUAAAAAUGUGUCAGAUUCCGAUCGUGAAGAAGUUGCUCUUAAACUAGUAGCCAAUGAAAAAGAUUCCGAUAAUGAUAAAGAAAAUAUUCAUAAUCAAAUUAUACAUCGAGACAUAAGAGCAGAAAACAUUUUAAUCACUCAUCAUGAAACCGCAAAGAUUGCCAACUUUUAUCUGAGCAGACACUUUUACGAUGAAACAAAAAAUCUUGAAGCAACCCAAGAUACCGAAAAAAUUCCUUAUGGACAAUAUUCAGAUUUAGUCGAAAUCAAAGAACUUGUAGUAAAUAAAAAAUAUCGAGAAAAAUUUUCUGUUUCCUCUGAUUUACCUGAAGAAUAUAGAAAUCUUGUAAUUCAAGCUGUUGAUCUAGAUCCAAAUUUUCGUCCAACUUUAACACUAAUGUUCACUACUCUUCAGAAACUACACAAUACGAUUUGUUUACCACCAUUAACCACUCCUAACUUAUAUGAUAACCCUAUUACUCCUGACCAAGAAACUUUAUUCGAUCAAGAUCCUGAUAAUGAGCUAUUAACGCUUCCAGUUAUUAAUUUUGCUGAAUUUAAUUAUAUGACAAUAGAAGAAGCUUCAAAAAAUUUAAUCGAAGCAACAAAAUAUUUUAGAAAAGCGGCCGAUAAUGGAUUAGUAGUAGCUAUGUUUAAUGUUGGAAAUUUAUAUUAUUCUGGUAGGGCUGGUUAUCAAGACAAAGACUUGGGUGAAAAAUAUAUUAAAUUGGCUGCUUGUAAAAAACAUCAACCAGCUAUUGAAUUCUGUAAAGUUAAUAAUAUUAUGUUAUAA